UACUGUAGAACUGUUUGUUUCAUGGCAGAAAGCAAUCAUUCAGCAGUUACUGAGUUCAUCCUCUUAGGCCUCACGGAUAACCCAGAGCUUCAGCUCAUUUUCUUUUGUGUUUUAUUGUUGAUCUACUUGAUUACUGUCCUGGGUAAUUUUGGUUUGAUUGUGCUAAUACAAGUGAGUCCUCAACUUCACACGCCCAUGUAUUUUUUCCUCUGUCAUCUGGCUUUUGUGGAUUUUUAUGGUUCCUCCACCAUCACACCAAACACCCUUGUAAACACUUUUCGUGAAAUUAAAAGCGUGUCAUUUUAUGCAUGUGCCACUCAAGUGUGUGGCUUUAUCACAUUUUCAGUUUGGGAAUUAUUAAUGCUGUCGGUCAUGGCUUAUGAUCGGUACGUGGCAAUAUGCCACCCUUUACUCUAUGUGGUUCUUAUGCCUAGGAAACUCUGCAUCCAAAUGGUCACCAGCUCUUAUAUUUAUGGAUUCCUGGUGGGAUUCAUACAAGCAGUGGCUACAUUCCACAUGGCUUUCUGUGGCCCUAAUGUGAUCAACCAGUUCUACUGUGAUGAUGUUCCUUUGAUUGCUCUGGCCUGCUCUGAUACGCGAGUUAAAGAGCUGAUGUUAUUAGCCAUUGCAGGAUUCAAUGUCUUCUGUUCCCUUCUCAUUGUUCUCACAUCCUAUGUGUUCAUCGUCUUUGCCAUCAUGAGGAUCCAUUCUGCUGUAGGGAGACAGAAAGCCUUUUCUACCUGCGCCUCUCACCUGUUUUCUAUUACUAUGUAUUAUGGGACCCUCAGUUUUAUGUACCUGCAGCCCAAGUCAAGCCACUCACUAGAUAAAGACAAAUUUGCCUCAGUUUUCUAUACUGUGGUGAUUCCUAUGCUAAAUCCACUGAUCUACAGCUUGAGGAAUUGGGAGGUAAAAAAUGCUUUGAGAAAAAUAACUGAAAAGAUGUAUUUGAAUAAAAAAUAA
Messenger RNA from Bubalus bubalis (water buffalo), 963 nucleotides. Its product is annotated as olfactory receptor 5AL1-like. The transcript has a single exon. Gene Ontology annotation, molecular function: odorant binding; G protein-coupled receptor activity; olfactory receptor activity. The record is from RefSeq and is a predicted model, not a curated record. Bases 22 to 963 code for a protein of 313 amino acids. Lineage: Eukaryota; Metazoa; Chordata; Mammalia; Artiodactyla; Bovidae. Gene Ontology annotation, biological process: G protein-coupled receptor signaling pathway; sensory perception of smell. Gene Ontology annotation, cellular component: membrane.